Molecule: messenger RNA, 1578 nt
Organism: Megalobrama amblycephala (Wuchang bream)
Lineage: Eukaryota; Metazoa; Chordata; Actinopteri; Cypriniformes; Xenocyprididae
Gene: allc
Product: allantoicase
Exons: 11
Coding region: 140-1339 (399 amino acids)
Biological process (GO): allantoin catabolic process
Molecular function (GO): allantoicase activity
Source: RefSeq, a predicted model, not a curated record
GAGAGGGUAGUUAAAGAUUAUAGUUAGUCAGCCUAUUAAAUCGCAGAGAGUUAGCGCUUCUCUCUACCGUUUCAGGUUCUUGGAAUAUUAAACAAGAACUACAUUUUAAAAAAUUAGUUAUAAUCUAAUUAGCAUAAACAUGGCAAAUCGACCUGUACAGAAGGCGACCAGCAGUCAGCCACAUUUCCUGCAGUUCAACAACCUCGCAUGUGAAACAGCUGGAGGAAAGGUGAUUUUUGCCACAGAUGAGUGGUUUGCCCCUGGCAGAAAUCUUUUGAAGCGAGACCCUCCAGAAUUCAUAGCCUCAGCGUUUACUGAAUAUGGGAAAUGGAUGGAUGGCUGGGAAACCAGGAGGAAAAGAAUUCCAGGUCACGACUGGUGCAUCGUGCAGUUAGGAGUUCCAGGAAUUAUUCAUGGCUUUGAUGUGGACACAUCGUUCUUCACGGGGAACUAUGCCCCAUACGCCUCCAUUCAAGCUGCAUGUCUUGAUCAGAUGCCAUCGUUCACUCUUGAAGGAGAUCGUACAGGCAUGGCAGCUUCCCCAAGCCAGUUUGAAGCUGUGGCAAAGCUGAACUCAGACAGCUGGGAAGAGAUUGUCCCGAUGACAAAGCUGAAGCCGGGUUACUCUGAAUCAUGCCACAACUACCUGAGUGUCACCUAUCCACACAGAGUUACCCAUAUCCGCCUCAACAUAUAUCCAGAUGGUGGCGUUGCAAGGCUGAAAGUUUAUGGCAUUGGGAAGAAGGACUGGUCCACUGUGCCUAGUCAAGACCUAGUGGAUCUUGUUGCCUUGGUUAAUGGAGGUGUAUGCGUAGGCUACAGCGAUGCCCACUACGGUCACCCACGCAAUAUGAUUGGUCUUGGGAGGGCUGACAACAUGGGUGACGGGUGGGAGACAGCCAGACGCCUGGAUCGGCCCAAAAUUUUAAGGGUGGACGAGAAAGGCAUAUUGCAGGUUCCAGGCUGUGAGUGGGCUAUUCUCAGACUAGGACAUCCUGGUAUCAUAAGCAAAAUUGAGCUAGACACCAACCAUUUUAAAGGAAAUUUUCCAGACUCCUGCAAGAUUGAGGCCUGCAGUGUGACCCCAGAUGAGGAGAACGAUUUAAUUCUUAGCCAGUGGCGCUCUGACAAAAUCCCCAAGUGGAGAAUUCUCCUUCCUCCUCAAAAACUGAAGGCACACCACAGGCAUUUGUUUUCUGGAGAGUCUGUGGUGCAUUGUGGGCCUGUGACUCAUGUGCGAUUGGUCAUAGCUCCUGACGGAGGGGUCAGCAGACUCAGACUCUGGGGUCGACCGGUGUCCAGCAACUUGACUCGCCCUCAACAAAUCUCCAAACUGUGAUGCCAUCAUGUAGUUUCAACACACAGUUACAGAAGAAUGAAGGACUUCAGCUGUGAUAUAAAAUAUUAACACCAUAGCGUUAAUAAUUGUCGUAAUAACAAUACUGUAUACAAGUAUAUAGUACUAUACACAAAUACUAUACAAUACAUUUACCUAAAAGUGGUGCAGUAUACAAUUGAAUUUUAUGGUCAAGGCUAAUGUUUCAUAAAACACCAAUAAAAUUCUCUCAUAGUAACUAA